Molecule: messenger RNA, 1840 nt
Organism: Bacillus rossius redtenbacheri
Lineage: Eukaryota; Metazoa; Arthropoda; Insecta; Phasmatodea; Bacillidae
Exons: 4
Coding region: 17-361 (114 amino acids)
Source: RefSeq, a predicted model, not a curated record
UCUGCGCCGAGCAGACAUGGCUCCAAUAGAGUGGCUGUGUGUCACCGCGCUGGUGCUGGCCAGCAACCUGCAGGCAUGGUCACCAGGGAACACGCGCGCGCUCAUACGGUCACUGCGCCAAGCUGCAGACAACCCGCGUCGCUCCACAAGCGGCGCGGGCCACGCCGGGCCUGGCAAGAAGGACGGUGGUCCCCGGUCGCCCACAGACCGGGCGCAGCGCGUGCUGAGGCAGGCGGCAGGUCCUCCGCCAUACCCGGGGUUCGAGGUACCCCCAGGCUACCCGGGGUCCGGCGGCGACUGGGUGGCCCCCGACAACGUUGAUGUCAUCAUGGUGCCCAUCACCGUGGGACUGAAUGAUUAGCUCACUCUUAUUUUAACACAUUGCUGGAGGGACAUCGUUUGAAACCGUACAUGCGUACUUCUGGGUGUGGUGUCGCAGUGUCAUAGCAGUGGGCUCUCUGUUGGAAAGACGUAUGAUGGACAAUCCUUUGUGGUGCACAUUCACUUGGAGUUAUGUUUUUAAGUAUAUGUUUGUGCUCUCCUUUGUACAUACAUAUACCAUUAGCCACAUUGCAGUCGCAGUAUGACUUUUAAAUGUACUCCUACUUUUUAUAUUAUUGGAAUUCUCCCCAACCACACCUUUAUUUUCACAUCUGCUAAGUUGGGAGGUCGUUUUCCAAAUAUAUCAAUUGAAAUAGUAUAUGGUUACUUCUAAGUGGGGUGGUUCUUAUAUUUAAGGCUGGCGUAUUUUAAGAUUUUAUUCUAACUAAUAUGUAUCUUUUUUCUCUACAGCCUAGCAAACAGUGUGUAUUACAAAUGCCUGAAUAUAAGUUUCUAUAAGCUUACAUAAAUUAGAGAAUAAAUUAACUUUUUAUGUAAAUCUUUGACAGAUUAUCUAGUGCUUGAGUUUUAAAACCAUUGUUUUGUUUGAUUUUCCAUUUUUCAGCAGUGUUUUUUUCUCUGUUUUUUCCUUUGUAUACUGCUACUGUUACAAUAUGUUCUUUAUGGGUCAUUAGCCCUUGAUUGGGUGCUGUAGUAUAAAUUGUGUUGCAUGCAUUUUUAUCAGAUUCCCUCAAUGACUUUUGUUUUAUGGGUUUUAUUUUGUUUCCUAAAUUGUUUUCGUAAUGAAGUUAUUUUAUUAUUGUUUAAAUACAGUGUUUUGCAAACAAUGUUGUAGUAACUUCCCCUCGAGUGAGCGGUAAUAAUUAGGAAGCGCUUUAUAGCUUUGUUAUUAUUUGUUUUCUGAUAUUUCCAUACUCUUUCUGGUGGUAUUUUACCUUAAUAUAGUGUUUUUAUUAUAUAUCACAAGGUGUUUUUCCCACUUCUCGUAGGGUGUAAUUUUGAUCAUGGACUAGUCUUGAUUUUGCAUUGUCUUUAUAUACUGGCAUGAAAGUGAUCGAUCGGUUUUGGGAUCAGAGCCUCUCUUGGUUCAUGUUAGAAUGUUACUUAAAAAAUUAAUACAUUUUAUCGGAGGUUUCUGGAUAUGUUUAUGCUGAGCCCUUUUUUUUCUUUUUGGCGUGUAUUUGGUAUUGUUAUUGAUUUCUGUUCUGCAAUGCUGUAUUCCUCUGCCUUGGCUUUGUAAUGUGUGCAUGUAUGUCGCAUGGCAUGUUAUUAAAAUGUUUAUUAUUAUUUGUCGAAUAUAUUUUUUAGGAUUUUUAAUAUGUGAUUUUGAUAGUACACGUUUUAAUAUAAGCGUGCUUUAGACAAUAUUUAAAUUUCUGUGGAUCGGCGUACAUGUUUAUUUUUUGUAAUAUGUGGGCAAUUGUUUUCAGAGUGAGUGCUUUUAAAUACUUCUCCUCUGACCUGUCUAUAAAUUUAGUGUCAUGUAUUCUUAAAAAAA